ACCAGUUGAAGCGCUACACCGCUGCCGUUCUGCUCUAACGGCUCCGGUGGUAUGACCGGUUUUGUAGCCCGGAGCAGAACGAGUGUACCCCUCCACCGAUUUAUUUCAGCGAUGUUUCCUUGAUUUCUGCAGCUCCACAGCAGGGACACCGACGUAGGUAAGGGGUCCUGACAAGCCACGCCCACCAAACACCUGUCUCAGAAACGCUGGUGUCACCAGUUAAUGUUGAAUACCGGACUGAAGCUGGUGAGUUCCUCAGUAGACCGACAGGUGUUGAGUUUACCUGUACAGGUGAAGUUCAUCUCUGCAGCAUAGGUAAGGGGUCCUGACAAGCCACGCCCACCAAACACCUGUCUCAGAAACGCUGGUGUCACCAGUUAAUGUUGAAUACCGGACUGAAGCUGGUGAGUUCCUCAGUAGACCGACAGGUGUUGAGUUUACCUGUACAGGUGAAGUUCAUCUCUGCAGCACUAAUUGAAGGAUGAUGAAGGUUGCUGUUAUCGGUGCUGGUGCUGCUGGUCUCUGUGCAGCUCGUCACAUCCUGUCCUGUCCAGGCUUCUGUCCUCCGGUGGUGUUUGAACUCAGCCAUGAAGUGGGAGGAACCUGGUGCUACGAUGAACGGAUCGGGACGAACGACGGACGGCCGAUUCACAGCAGCAUGUACAGAGACCUGAGGACCAACCUGCCCAAAGAGGUGAUGAUGUUCCCAGACUUCCCCUUCGACCCUCAGCUGAGGAGCUUCAUUCCCCAUCAGGAGGUCCAGCGGUACCUGGAGAAGUACUGCCAGAACCACCACAUCUGGCCGCACAUCCGGUUCAACACUGUGGUGGAGAAGGUGGAGCCUGUCGUCGUGACAACGGCCGAGGAGACGAGGGCGACGUGGGAAGUGACGUCAUCUGAUUCCUCUGGUUGUCAGAAAACAGAGACCUUCGACUCGGUGUUCGUCUGCACAGGUCACUACUCAGAUCCUCACAUCCCUGACAUCCCAGGAAUACACAACUUUAAAGGACAGGUUCUCCACAGCCACUCGUACAGGUUUCCAGAACCAUUCUCGGGUCGGUCGGUGGUGGUUCUGGGAGCCAAAGCUUCAGGUCUAGACAUCUCCAUGGAGCUGGCUGAAGCUGGUGCUCAGGUAACUCUGAGUCAUCGUCAUCCUCCCCUCUCCUUCCCUCUACCUGCUGGGAUCCAGGAGUCCAGUUCUAUCGUCGCGUUCGAAGACGACGGCAGAAUUUGCUUCCAGGAUGGCUCGGUGGGCGGGGCUGACGUCCUGAUUUUCUGCACCGGGUAUAACUACAGGUUUGGGUUCCUGGACGGAGCCCAGCUGGGUGUGGACAUCCAGGACGAGGUGCUGUUGGGUCUCUACCGCCUCAUGAUGCCGCCCGGCUUCCCCUCGCUGUUCUUCAUCGGCAUGUGCAAACUCAUCCUCCCCUUCCCCAACUUUCACUGCCAGGUGUUUUGUGCGUUUCUCCUCCACCUGCAGCCUCCAGGUGUGUCAGGUGUUGAGCUGGAUGUUGGGUUCUUUCAGCUCCUGUCGUCCCUGCAGGUCCAGUUUGCUCUGGCCGUGUUGGACGGUUCUGUCGUUCUGCCUCCUCGGGCUCAGAUGGAGGAGGAGGCUCAGCUGGCGCUGCAGGAGAAGGAGGAGCGUGGAGUGGAGCGGCGCCACCUGCUGGUCCUGCAGCAGGACCAAUGGGAGUACUGCAGGGCCCUGGCUCAGUCCGCCGGCUUCUCUCCCAUUCCUCCGGUGAUCCGCAGCCUCUACGAGGAGGUCUGGAGGCAGCGACGGAUUCACCCCAAGAACUACCGAAGGACCAACUACCGUCUGGUCAGCGACACCGAGUGGCAGGUGGUGGACUGAAGGAUGGAACACACCUGGAGGCAGAACUGGGAGGGGCCUUCCAGAACCGGAGGAUAUUUUACAUCAAAUUUCAGAUAAUCCAUGUAGAAAACACUAAAACAUGCAGCAGUUGUGUAAAAAUCUAAAAAAAAAACUAGGAGAAGAGAAUGUUUGAAAAUGUUUUUAAAAAUAACAAGUCUGAAGUUCCUCCUAAAAUGCCGUUUUUCUCUUGUCCCACCCCCCUGAUGACCAAACUGAAUGUCUAAUAAAACCAUUCAAAUGAAAUAUAAA
This is a messenger RNA of Amphiprion ocellaris (clown anemonefish), 2125 nucleotides long. RefSeq lists its product as uncharacterized. The record is from RefSeq and is a predicted model, not a curated record. Bases 482 to 1855 code for a protein of 457 amino acids. NCBI's taxonomy places the organism in Eukaryota, Metazoa, Chordata, Actinopteri, Pomacentridae. The transcript is spliced from 11 exons. Gene Ontology annotation, molecular function: flavin adenine dinucleotide binding; NADP binding; N,N-dimethylaniline monooxygenase activity.